AUGACCGACGUUAAACGUAGCUAUUCCGACAUUGUGGUGUCGCCUCUAGACGAGCUCGACGACAACGAAGCCAAAAAGUUCCACACAAAGCCAGGCAGAAAGCCGUUGGACACCGAACCGAAAUCCAAAAGAACCGCUCAAAACAGAGCGGCGCAAAGAGCUUACCGCGAGAGAAAGGAACGGAAAAUGAAAGACUUGGAAGACAAGGUGAAACUAUUGGAGGACCAAAACGUCAGAGCUACCACAGAAACAGAUUUCUUGCAGGCACAAGUCAACAUCUUGAAGAAAGAGUUGGCCAAAUAUAGAGGCUCGAAUGAUUUUCUGGAUUUGAAUUUACCCACCACCGUUGGUCAUUUGAGCCAUCCUCUUUCCAAUAAAGAAUAUGCUUCGUCGCAGCCUCAAGAAGAUGCAAGUGGCAGUGGCAAUGACAGUGGUAAUGGUAAUGGCAGUGGCAGAGACAGUGUUUCUAGUUCAAAAGCGAGUGCAUCCGGUAUGGAUAAAAACUCAGCUCGAUCAUCGGUUUCUACCCAGUCGCCGAACUUCUCCUUUGGCACUCCUUGGUCAAAGGAUAACUUGAAAUACAUGAAACAACAACAACAACAACUGCAACAACUGCACCAGCAGCAGACACAGAAUGCCAACAGUAUCGCCAAGACGAAUAUAGAUUGCGGAUGCCCUGAUCUUGUAUCGGGCUCAUCGACAUCAACGACGCCGUUAGAUGACAAUAUUCUAGUCUCACCCGACUCAAAUAAACCCGGCGCUCCAAACAUUACCCGAACUUUCGAAGAGCAGAUGAAUCCCUUCUGUGCUCAGUUGAGCGAAGUCUGCGGGACAAAAAGCCAGCCAUGUCCCAAGGAAAGACGCUCCACUAUUGAUAUCAAUAAAUCUGCAAGUACAACGACAAACUCGACGAACUUCGAUUCUCCAUUUUCAAAUUUAUCACCAAUGAAUCAAAAUAACUUGAACGAUGCAUUUUUCAACCAUUUAUCCAACACUGGUGAAUCUGAUUUAAAUUUCAACUUGUUGGAUAGCAGUAAUAACAGUAGCAACAACAACAACAACCCUAACACCAAUGACAAUACUAAAUAUGGACGUUUAAAUUCAGAUGAUCCCUUGAGUUUCUUGAAUGAUGCCACGGGAAGCGGCACCGACUUCGACAUUUCACUUGCGUUUGCCGAUAAUAACAGCAAUAGCAAUAACAAUACCAACUUCAAAUCCGAACUGGGUCAAGAACUCGAUCCACUUGCCUUUUUGACCACCGAAGAUUCAAUCUACGAUUUCACCAACAAAGGAACCGAUGAUAUCAAUACCAACUUCAAUUUCAACGAUUUCAUUAAGCAAUCUAUACCCGAGAGAAGAGAAAGCGUGCCAGAAGAGAAUGACGAGGAUGACCGUGGUGACAAUAGCGACGACGAUGAUGAUGACGACGACGACGAUAAUGCAGUUGUGCCUGCACCUCAAUCGACUUUGAAAUGUAGUGAAAUUUGGGACAGAAUCACGGCACAUCCCAGAUACACCGAGUUGGAUAUCGAUGGAUUGUGCAACGAGUUGAAGAACAAGGCCAAGUGUUCGGAAAAGGGGGUGGUCAUCAACACCACGGAUGUCAAUGAGUUGUUGAGUCGGAGCAUGAAGGAAUGA
Molecule: messenger RNA, 1638 nt
Organism: Lodderomyces beijingensis
Lineage: Eukaryota; Fungi; Ascomycota; Pichiomycetes; Serinales; Debaryomycetaceae
Source: the annotation of a GenBank genome assembly